CUCUUCAUCCGUACUUGCCAAAUUUGCAUGUUUAUUAUCAGAUCAUCUAAUGGAUCGGCACAAUUAAAGUUGCUUAUCUUGUUUCGAAGUUUGUAAUUUCUAUCUGAUUACCAAUGUUUUUUGUUUUGAAUUACUUCAUUAAUUGUCUAUGGCAAAUUUGUUCGGUUUAAAGAAGAUUUCUUAUGGAUUAAAUUUUUUGUUGCCAAUUCGUGCUUGGUACACCACACUGAUGUUUUACUUGUUUGUUCCUGUAGUUUCAUGUCUUCUUUAAUGGGUUAACUAGAUGUGAUAACUAUCAGCUGCAUCUCGUGUAAGUUACACAAAAAGAUAACUCAAUGUAUGUUGGUUUUAAAGACUUUGGGGUUAGGGUUUUUAUAUUGAAUAAAAUAAGAUUGAUUGGAGGUCCGUGAUUUCAAUAGGAUUUUACAACUCCAGCUCAUGUGUUUUUCUCAGGUGCUUUCAGUUGUUUAGCCAAGAUUUUACUUCCCUGACAAUGUUUUAAUGCACUAUUUGAUCUUUUCUUUGCAGUCUAUAGCCUUUUUUUUAAAGAGAUUUACAUUAAGGUCUUCAAAAAGUACCAGUCUUGUCACUCGCAAAGUUUAGCAUUGAAAAACCUCAUAUCAGUUUAAAUGUGUACUACUCUCAUUUGUGUUCCUUUUUUAAGAUCUUUGCUGGUCUAUUGUCAAUUUUUCGGAUCAUCAAUUUUGGAUUGGCACAAUGAAAUUUGCUUAUCUUGUUUCUAAGCUGAACUUUUUUUUUUGAUUACCAAUUUUUUCCGUUUUUGUAUACUUCAUUUUAGUGUCUGAAAGUAAAUUUGUGCAGUUAGAAGAUAUCUUAUGGGCUGUUUUUUUUUGCCAAUUCGUGUUUCGUAUGCCACACUGCUUAUAUCUGGAAUAUUGUUUGAUUGGUCUCGUUGCUUCUAUGUCUUCUUUCAUGGGUAAACUCGAUUUGAUAACUAUCAACUGCAUCUCAUGUAAAUUACAGGAGAGGGAACUUAAUGUGGGUUGGUUUUAAAGACUUUGGGGUUAGGCUUUUCAUAUCGAAUAGGGAAAAGUUGAUUUGGGCUCCAAGAUUUCUCCAGGAUUUUAGACCUAGAGGGGGAGCUUAGUGCACUGGCUGUCAUUUGUAUAGUUGUUUUUUCGUAAUACUAUCCCAUACCCUCUGCUCAAACAUGGUGUGUGGAUAGAUAAUAUUCCAUAUCUGAGGAAGAAUAUGCUUCACUAGAAUUUCCAUCUCUUGAACAAGGACUAUAUAUUUAUUGGUGUAUUGUCCUCUGCAGUGUAUAUAGACUGAAGUUGAGCUGAACUGCAUCCUGCUGAUAUCUUUUGGGAACAAUAUGCAGCAAGCUGUUCAGCCAAGGUCUUUUCCCAAUGGAUUUGGCCGUCGGAAAGGCGAAAAAGAAACGGGUACAAGGUUGGAGAGUAGAACGCAGUCUACAAAAACGACUUCCAGCAGGUUGACAGGUAAAAGGGGAGCAUAUGAAAGCCCUUCACAUGAUCGACUAGUUUAUUUUAGUACAUGUCUUCUUGGACAUGAAGUGGAAGUACAGAUACUGGAUGGAUCCGUGUUUUCAGGGAUAUUUCAUGCAACAAACGCUGACAAAGAUUUUGGUAUUAUUCUGAAAAUGGCCCACUUGAUAAAAGAUGGUUCCCAGGAGAGGAAGAAUACUCCUGAAUCUUUGAUCAAACCUCCAACAAAGACUUUGAUAAUACCGGGUAAAGAGCUUGUGCAAGUUAUCGCAAAGGGUGUGCCUGCAACUUUAGAUGUCUUCCAAGCCGAAUUGCUGUGGGAAAAGCAGCAGGAGCUUUUGACAGAUUCAUGCAUAUCACAGUCCCAGCAUGUUGAGGUAGAGAGGCAGUUGGAACGUUGGGUGCCUGACGACGACGCUCUUGAAUGUCCUGAACUGGAUAACAUAUUUGAUGGCCACUGGAACAGGGGCUGGGAUCAGUUUGAGGUCAAUGAAACACUAUUUGGAGUAAAAAGCACAUUCAAUGAGGAACUUUAUACUACAAAGCUUGAGAAAGGUCCUCAAAUGAGGGAGUUGGAAAAAGAAGCUUUAAGAAUAGCUAGGGAAAUUGAGGGUGAGGAAACACGUGAUCUUCAUCUAGCAGAGGAGAGAGGAAUUCAACUUCAUGGGAACCUUGAAAUUGAUGAAGAAACCAGAUUUUCAGCAGUUGUUAGAGGGGUUGAUGAUAGUGGAUAUGAUGACUGUGAGGACAUACUGGUGGAUUCACAUAAUGAUGAAACAUUCACUGGCACGAGUGUUGGGAAAGUUGUUGAUGGUGCAGAAUUCUCAUCAAGAUCUUCCUAUAUGGAUGAAUUGCAAUCUUCUCAGUUGAGUACCAGCAGGAAUGUCUAUCAGACUUACUAUGAUGAUCAUACCAAACAGUCAUCAGCUAAACAUGUUCCUCAAAGUGCCUUGAUGAUGGAUGAGAGCAGGGGGCAUAAGAUCACCUUCAGUGAACAUGAUGGAGCUAGUUGCAAUGAUGAGGAGAUGAGAAUGCAAAUGUUAGCUGAUGAGGCUCAAACACCAAUACUGGAAGAUUCCAAGUCAUCACGAUUGAAAAAGGAAACGUCGGAUAAGGGUAGAUCAUCUGCGGAUGUCUCCACAUCGUCUGCUCCUCUCAAGUGCCAGGAUAAGAUCGCAGGUUCUUCUAGUGAAAAGGGGCCUGUUGCGUCUUUCAAGAGUCAAGACAUUGCCCGAUCUGCUAAUUCUUGUGUCAGACCUUGUAGUUCUGCUUUAUCCUCUAUUGAUAAAGCAGGUCCUGCAUCUAGCAAUGGAUUGUCACGUAGCUCUUCAGUGAGUUCAUUUUCCUCAGAAAAAUCCACAAAGUCCACAUUGAAUCCACAUGCUAAGGAAUUUAAAUUUAAUCCCAAUGCGAAGAGUUUCGUCCCAUCUCAAACGACUUUAAGACCGGCAUCUCCAGUGUCUGAUAAUUCCUUCUACUAUCCAGCUGGGGUGGCUGCUAUGCCACACAUGCAUGGCAUGUCUGUGGGCAUUGGGGUUGGUCCAUCGUAUGCUGGACAUCAGCCUGUUAUAUUUAAUCCACAGGCUACACCUGCACCGCAGCCAUACUUUCAUCCAAAUGGACCUCAGUAUGGACAGCAGAUGAUGAUUGGCCACCCUCGGCAAGUUGUCUACAUGCCAACUUACCCCCCUGAAUCGCCAUAUAAGGGAAGAGAGUAUUGACCAGCUGGUCGAUGACCUGCAUCGCUUGGUGGAGUAAUCCAAUUGCUGAUAUGUGAAAGAAGUUUCUGACAGUAGAUUGCAUGGAUCAUGUGUUGGUGCAUAAAGUCCUGCUGGCUGAUAAAAUAGCUGCAAUUUCCGCCUGCUGGCUGAAAUGGUUCUGCUAGCACUCCUGUGUAUGUCAUAUUAGUUAUUUUGGUUUUCAUAAUCAUAGAUUCUUUUUUUUUUUUUUGUAAGCUCUUUGUGUGUUUCAUUGGCGUACUGCCGUAUAUUUUUCUUCUUCAGGUGUUUAUUUUCUCGACAAAAUUUUAACCAAUCUGUCCUAUAUUAUCUUAUUAUGCGUUGGUGGUUGUUUGUGAAAUUCGUUUUUAUUCAUACUUGUAUCGUGUUUUUGC
Molecule: messenger RNA, 3582 nt
Organism: Nicotiana attenuata
Lineage: Eukaryota; Viridiplantae; Streptophyta; Magnoliopsida; Solanales; Solanaceae
Product: polyadenylate-binding protein-interacting protein 4-like
Exons: 14
Coding region: 1337-3190 (617 amino acids)
Biological process (GO): cytoplasmic stress granule assembly
Cellular component (GO): cytoplasmic stress granule
Molecular function (GO): RNA binding
Source: RefSeq, a predicted model, not a curated record